Messenger RNA from Ostrinia nubilalis (European corn borer), 997 nucleotides. RefSeq lists its product as uncharacterized. The record is from RefSeq and is a predicted model, not a curated record. The coding region runs from base 53 to 997 and encodes 314 amino acids. NCBI's taxonomy places the organism in Eukaryota, Metazoa, Arthropoda, Insecta, Lepidoptera, Crambidae. Gene Ontology annotation, molecular function: protein binding. The transcript is spliced from 5 exons.
ACCGCAUCAAAACUUGCUGAUUUAAUAAUUUUUAAGUUGCGACAAUUUUACAAUGGCUUCCAGUGUUUACACUAUCCCCAAUUUCAGCCGAUUCAGCGUAUUCACAUACAGUCGGUUCAAUUUAUCUGAAAGUGAAUCGGAUAUUUGCGUAUUCAUCAAAGAAUACAAAGAUCGCAUAAAAAGACAGCUGCUCCGAGAAGAAGAGAAUGACAAAACUCCGUUUAUAUCGUUUGCCGAGAAGAAACCUAGUUCAGCCAACGUAGCAUGGCUAAAUGAAAACUACAAGAGAUUCUUUCAAUACACGCCGAACGAAUCGGUCCUCAAACUGCAUUUUCUCUCCGAUCUAGGUUUUAUUAAUUGCAUGGUGUAUUCUCCAGAUGGAAAUUUUGUUAUUGUUGGACAUUCAAGUGGUUUGAUUCAGAUGCGUCAUGGACAGACUGGUGUGGUGCUGUACACCCUCCGCAACAUCCAGUUUCCACCGAAGCCGAUUUACUCUAUCUGCUUCAGCCGCUUGGACGAUAAAGUUUGCUACGCGUCCUGCAUGGACGGCACCGUUUACCGCAUUGAAAUUCCGAAUAUGAACUUCUCAACUGAAGAAGUCCCAAAAUACUGUAUCCGAACUGACCCAGGCUUGGAAUCCUUGAACAUGCAGUUUUACGGGGCUCCCGGAAUGUCAACUCAUGCGCAACCCUUUAUUUCCCAGAGAUCACCUGCAUUGUCGAUGGGCGUAACAGCUGACGAGUCCAAGAUGGUCGUUGGUUAUGGUGACACUUCUAUCAAAAUAUACGACAUGGAGACACAGGAGGCCGAAGCAACAUUCAAAGUGCACAAGCUGCGACUGCAGUUUAUUCCGAAGAAGCUGCAGCGUAUGCACUUUGGGCAGGUUUGCGCAAUGCGGUGUCAUGAUCAGAAGCCGUAUAUGUUCGCCACGGGAGCUUGGGACAAGACUUUGAGGAUAAGUAUUUUUGGUCAUCAUCAUCUUAUCACCACCUUGUAG